UCAACCGCUCACGGAAAAGACUCAUUUUUCCUACAGAUAAGUUAGAUGCACUUCGAGCUAAGGUGGCAGAAGAAUCAGGAGUAAAAAAUCCAACAAGGGCUGAAGUUGUUAGCGCUCUUCUUUUCAAAUGUGCAACAAAGGCAUCAUCAUCAAUGCUACCAUCAAAGUUGGUUCACUUCUUAAACAUACGUACUAUGAUCAAACCUCGUCUACCACGAAAUGCCAUUGGAAAUCUCUCGUCUAUUUUCUCCAUAGAAGCAACUAACAUGCAGGACAUGGAGUUGCCAACGUUGGUUCGUAAUUUAAGGAAGGAAGUUGAGGUGGCAUACAAGAAAGACCAAGUCGAACAAAAUGAACUGAUCCUAGAAGUAGUAGAAUCAAUGAGAGAAGGGAAACUGCCAUUUGAAAAUAUGGAUGGCUAUAAGAAUGUGUAUACUUGCAGCAAUCUUUGCAAAUAUCCAUACUACACUGUAGAUUUUGGAUGGGGAAGACCUGAAAGGGUGUGUCUAGGAAAUGGUCCCUCCAAGAAUGCCUUCUUCUUGAAAGAUUACAAAGCUGGGCAAGGCGUGGAGGCGCGGGUGAUGUUGCACAAGCAACAAAUGUCUGAAUUUGAACGCAAUGAGGAACUCCUUGAGUUCAUUGCCUAAUUAAUUCCAAGUUUUGGAGUAAUUGGAUGUCAUUUCCAAGUCUUUUGUGGUGUUUGAUUGAAGAGAGAGGGAUUUUACGAAAUAAAGGAAUACUUUUGAAACUUACGAAACAAAGGUAGGAAUAAUUUGUAAUUGUUGUGUGUUUCAUCAACAUAAUUACAACGGAAGUUUACGGUCAACA
Molecule: messenger RNA, 828 nt
Organism: Capsicum annuum
Lineage: Eukaryota; Viridiplantae; Streptophyta; Magnoliopsida; Solanales; Solanaceae
Product: acylsugar acyltransferase 3-like
Source: RefSeq, marked provisional